Molecule: messenger RNA, 836 nt
Organism: Chiloscyllium plagiosum (whitespotted bambooshark)
Lineage: Eukaryota; Metazoa; Chordata; Chondrichthyes; Orectolobiformes; Hemiscylliidae
Source: RefSeq, a predicted model, not a curated record
AUGCGGCCUCCUGUUUUGCAGAUGGACAACGGGGUGGUCCUCAAAGACUUCAAGCAGACCAGGACCAAGGAGCAGAUCAUUGCUGUGCUGCUCCGUUUCACGGAUGGUUGCCCCCUUAUCCUGAAAGCCUAUGAAAAUCGAUUAAAUGCCAUCAAGGAGGCAUUACUACAGUCUCCGUUUUUCCGAUGUCAUGAGUUCAUCGGGAGCUCCUUGCUGUUCGUCCACGAGAAGAAGGGGAGUGUCAACGUCUGGAUGAUCGACUUUGGCAAGACGACCGUCCUGCCUGAGGGCCACACCCUGCAGCACAACCGGCCUUGGGAGGAGGGGAACCGCGAGGAUGGUUACCUACUGGGGCUGGACAACCUCCUGGGCAUCUUCUCUGCCACCUUGGCCAAGCAAGAGAACGCGGCCGCACCAAGUGGCGAGGUCUCAGAGAGGCCACCUGUUCACCGGUAGGGGAUUGGGGGAGGGAGGGAGGUAGGAAAUACCACGUCUCUCGCCCGCGGGGUAGAUGUUACGGGUGGAGGUGACUAGUUUGGUAGCGACUGGCGCAUUGUCCGGUCGGGGUAAUGAGGGGCUCCCUGAAUCCACAUCUUGGGCUAGACCUCUGCCCCUCAUCCUUGGGGGGGCUCACCACUUAAAUGCCCCGCGCCCCUUCAGUCAACGGUGCACCCCGUUCCCCUGACUGCAUGAUAACCCUCUCCCUGACGUGCCACAUUGUACAUAUGGGUUAACCCCUUCACGCGCACACUGAUUACAACACGCUCUGUACCCCACCUCCCCUCCCCCUACAUCAAAUACCCCCCCAGGACAGGGACAGCACGGGGUUAGAUACA